CCACGACAAGUGGGGCCGAGCAGAAGGGAGAGAAGGUCGCUUAGACUUAGGGUUGUUUACGCGGAAGCUGAAAUCCCGUAAUUGUACCGAAUUACAAUCCAACAAUCACCCGGAUUGCUUCCUAAUCUGUCCGAACUUUCGGAUUGUUGAUAGUGCCUCAGCCUCCAUGGCCCUCCACGACAUCAUCGUGUGACGCCGACAAUAGCAGCAAACACAGUUGCGACAGACACAGGGUGGCCCAUUGAGCCAUUCUUCCACACCAUCGAGAUCAAACCAUCGAGGUCACACCAUCGAUUACGCCAGGCAAGGUGUCAGCUCUGAGCCAAGAGAGUAACGGGGUUGGGUGCACAUUUCCGAAGAUCGAGCUGAAACGCAAGCGAACAAUUGUUACAUCGUGCAACCUCGCAGUUGCCACGAGUUCUGAUUGAGGCCACAUCAAGAUGGCCACUCCAGCCUCGUACAACAAAAAGUCAUCGGCCAUCAAGAGGAUCCUCUCGGAAGCGCGGGAGCUCGCCUCGCUCACAGCUCCGCCAUCCUCAGCCAUCAGGGAAUACGCCGCCUCUCCACUGGAGACCAACCUGUUCGAGUGGCACUUUACCCUGCGAGGUCCGCAAGACAGCGAUUUUGAAAAUGGCAUUUACCAUGGUAGGAUCACGCUCCCGCCACAGUAUCCUAUGAUGGCGCCAGACAUUAUGCUGCUGACGCCGAACGGUAGGUGGGAGGUGAACAAAAAGAUCUGUCUCACAUUCACCGGAUUUCAUCAAGAGACCUGGCAACCAGCUUGGGGGAUCCGAACCGCUCUGCUCGGCGUCCAAACAUUUAUGGGAGCAUCACAGGACGCUGCAGUCGGGAUCGGUGCGCUUGACGUUGAAAGCACGGAGCGGCGACGGUUGGCCGAGACAUCACGCGAAUGGAAGUGCCCAACAUGUCAAAUGCGCAACGCGGACAUUCUUGCUGCUCCGCCGCAACCUUCACCAACAUCCUCUGAGGCUCACGUAUCGCGCGCAAGGGAAACGCUUCCAGACGGCCUCACGGUCGACGUCGGCGCUGAAGCAAAAAAGGCGCGUGAAUUGGCAUCUGCGAAGGCAGAUGAGCAGGCACAGAGUCAAUGGGAGAGCAGCUGCAGCGAAAUUAAUAUUGAAAGUGGUAGUGAAACUAUGGGGAAAAUCGUAGAUGACAGACGCAAAAAUGAACAAAUAGCACCUCAAACCGAGGUCGCUAGCCUACAAAGGCCGCUGUCGGAACUUCGAGGGGGUACCGCUGCGAUACAGACGGGAUCAGCUGUCCUUAGCUCCUCUACGCUCCUCGGCCAUUUGCCUUCAGGAGAUAUAGCACCUCCUUCAACCGCAGCCUCUGUGUCUGCGCCAAAUCCAGGCUUACCAUCAGGAUCAUCAGCUUCAAACCCGCCCACGCCGUCAGCCGCACGCAAUCCAACAAACGCAGACGCAGGCAGUGCGAGACAGCGCCACCAGGUCGCAGCGACGGGCACGCUAACAGCAUCAGGACCAGCAUCAGCUACAAGCACGGACGGCCAGCAGGUGCUGUUGGCACGCAUACAGCUGUACGACACAGUCAUCGCUCUGCUUGUAUGCACCGUCGGGUUCUUGAUGCUUCGGAUCGUACUUGCUGGAGCGAGCAAUAUUGUGCCGUCUGUUGUGAGACAUGAGUAG
This is a messenger RNA of Tilletiaria anomala UBC 951, 1670 nucleotides long. Its product is annotated as UBC-like protein. Lineage: Eukaryota; Fungi; Basidiomycota; Exobasidiomycetes; Georgefischeriales; Tilletiariaceae. Bases 441 to 1670 code for a protein of 409 amino acids. The transcript has 4 exons. The record is from RefSeq and is a predicted model, not a curated record.